AUGGAAUCCUCGCGGUCCAUCGCCGAAUUAAAGUCGUCGUUCAUUAGGACGCAGGUCCGCAUCCUUUCGGAAAGCCUGGAAGCUCCAGAGGAUUGGAGAAGCUAUGCCGCGGAGCCCGCAGAGGAGGACCUGAGUGAUAAGGUAGUUGGGGAAGUGCUACAGAAGUUUAACGCGGCCUUGAAACAGCACAAUCGCGUUGUUUACUCCUCUCAGGCGAUCCAACAUGUAUCACAACAAAUUGCAAGUCUAUACUGGUCAUCCGUGAGUCAGGCUACUCGUGAGGUGACUUCGUUGGAAAGAGGUGUCGACAGAACUGUUGAUUUAUCCAGUCACCCAAAUAUUACCCAGCUCCCAGAAGAGCUCUACGACCGAUCAGCAAGCGAAGAUGAGCAGCUUAGGUACAAGCGCCUACGAGAACGUCUUGCGAACCUUGAUAGUCUGCGGCAACAGCGACAACGGCGCCGGGACCAAUUGCGACAGCUCCAUCAUCUCUUGGAGCCAUUUGACGAACCACAGAAUAAUAUUCAACCCAAUCUCGUCACAAGGGAUGGUGAACUGGUUCGAGAACUAGAGAAGAUGCGGAUGCUGGUCGCACGGGUCAGUGGUCGGAUAGCGCAGAGACCGACGGAUAAUGAUGGUGGAGGUGAUGCUUCAUAUGUGCUGGGACCGGAGCAGAAGCUUGCGGCGCUUCUAGACAUGGAUUGA
Aspergillus puulaauensis is the source of this 705-nucleotide messenger RNA. Its product is annotated as kinetochore subunit FTA4 family protein. Gene Ontology annotation, cellular component: Mis6-Sim4 complex. The record is from RefSeq and is a predicted model, not a curated record. NCBI's taxonomy places the organism in Eukaryota, Fungi, Ascomycota, Eurotiomycetes, Eurotiales, Aspergillaceae. The coding region runs from base 1 to 705 and encodes 234 amino acids. The transcript has 4 exons.